GGUCCUGUCCCUGCUCGCUCAGCCUCCUCCGGUCGUCGCCAUGGUGCAGAUGAUGGAGUCGCAGUGCGAGUAUUUCAUGUAUUUCCCGGCGGUGCCCAUCACGGAUCUGUCGGACCCGGCCCGGUACCGCACUCUGCCCCGCCGGAGUCACCUCUACCUGGGCGAGACGGUCCGCUUCCUCCUGGUGCUGCGCUGCAGGGACGCUGGGGCGACGCCAACCGAGCACGGCCCCGCAGGGGGCACAGACGGCAGUGCAGCCGGUUUUGGGACAGAGUCGGCCAGUAGCCGGGCGUGGAGAGAGCUGGCUGGCUCUCUGUGUGCCGUGGCCAGCGUGAGUCCAGGUGAAAGUAGCCGCCAUCGGGGCAACCACCACCAGCAUCACCACGACUACCAGAGCAGCGGGGAUGAAGCCAACGAUGACGGUGAGGAAGACUACAUUGCAGCAGCAGAGGCAGCCAUUGCGGCGCUCGGCAGCAGGGUGGACUCCCGGUGUCGGAGCUUCAGGGACUGCAAGCCUCUGCUCAUCCACAACUCAUCUGGGACGGCGGCGAGGGAGUUCCGCAGGGCGCCUGUUCAGUCUCCUCUGGACGAGCCAGUGGUUUUGACGGAUGAAGUGAUCUUCCCCCUAACCGUGUCUCUGGACAAACUCCCCGUCAGCACCCUGAAAGUCAAGGUGAUGGUCACGGUGUGGAAGAAGGAGGCAGAGAAAGCGGAGGUGCAGGAGCUCGGCUACCUGAGUGUCCUACAGCAACGAGAGCCAACACACACCUUCAGACACGACCUGAACACCUUCAAAGCUCAGGUGAGCACCACUCUGACCGUCCUGCCGCCUCCCACUGUCCGCUGUAAACAGAUGACCGUCUCUGGGAGGCACCUUGCCGUCCUCAAAGUGUUGAACGAGUCUUCACAGGAGGAAGUGAGUGUUCGGGACGUUCGGAUUUUACCAAACCUCAAUGCCUCCUACCUUCCCAUGAUGCCGGAUGGCUCCGUGCUGCUGGUGGACAACGUGUGCCAUCAGUCCGGUGAGGUCGGCAUGGCGUCUUUCUGCAGGGUGGACAGCCUGGCCUGCCGCCUUCCCAGCAUGCUCAGCGCUUUGGAGGAGCACGACUUCCUGUUUCAGCUUCACCUCAACGACAUGCCGCAAGACGACUCCAACGAGGGGCUGGAGGUUCCCCUGGUCGCUGUACUGCAGUGGUCGACUCCCAAAAUGCCUUUCACCAACUGUAUCUACACCCACUACAGGUUGCCCAGUAUCCGUCUGGACCGGCCGCGGUUCGUCAUGACGGCCAGCUGUCCCAGCACCGUCAAGGUGAAGGAACACUUCAAAGUCAAAUAUGUUCUGCUCAACAACCUGCAGGACUUCCUGGCUGUUCGACUCGUCUGGACUCCAGAGGGUCGAGGUCAGGGUGAGGACGCGUCGCUGGCGGCUGUGGUUUGUCACACUCCUCUCAGUAACCUCGGACACUGUCGCAAAGGCAGCACUCUGUCCUUCAGCGUGGCCUUCCAGAUCCUCAAACCAGGACUGUAUGAGCUGAGCCAACACAUGAAGCUGAAGCUCCAGUUCACUGCCUCGGUGUCCAACCCUCCGCCUGAUGCUCGGCCGCUCUCACGUAAAAACAGCCCGUCCAGCCCGGCGGUUCGAGACCUGCUGGACCGACACCAGGCCAGUUUGGGUCGAUCACAGUCCUUCUCCCACCAGCAGCCGUCUCGAUCCCACAUCAUGAGGACGGGCAGUGCCAUGGAGCGGCGGGCCAUCACUCCUCCCGUUGGCUCUCCGGUCGGCCGGCCGCUUUACCUGCCACCACAGGACAAGACACUGCUGUCACUGGACAAGAUCGCCAAGAGGGAGUGUAAAGUGCUGGUGGUGGAUCCUGUCAGCUAGGGAGCAAGGACGCAAGGAGGGAGGAGAGGAAAGGACAAGGAAGCAGUGAGAGGACGCCUCAAAAGGAGGACAUACUUCUGUUUAAUCUGAGAAAUCAAUCAGUGAAAACAAAAAAAAGGAAACAUAAGACAUGAAAAAAUAAGAUCGUGACAAGUUGUCUGUCACAAAUAGAAACACCUGAAGAAGAAGCGGAGAGGAAGAUGAUCUCCUCUUCAGCUUCUCUUCGUAUUGAAAGUGAACCUGCUGCCUCGAGUUUCUGCGGGAGAGCAUUUUAAUUUAAACAGGAACACAAAGAAGAAAAAGAAACAAGUGUCCUGAUGAGAAAACAAACUGUCCUGCGAUGAACAGACACUGUACGAAAUGUGUUCACACUUUAAAUGUCACAUUUUAAUGUAUUAUGAUGUUUCUGUAUUAUUUAAAGGUUCUGUAUGUAACUUCUUACAUGUAUUAUUGUUUUUAUUGCCAGUGGGUGAACUGGUUGUAACAUAACUUAAAGACUUCCCUGUCUUUCUCUGUUGCCUCCAACAGCCUGUGGACUGACUUCUAAGUCAAAGACUCGAAUUAUCCAGGAAAAUCCAAAAAGGAUGUGACAUUACACGUUCCCAAGCCUCUCUUCAGCUAGCUCCAAAGCUAACAGUGAGCAAUAUUAGCUAAAGUUACACUAGGAAAUGGAGCCCGCUAACUUCAUGAUGGUCCAUGAUAAACCUUCACUCAGCGCCCUGUAGCAACUCGAACUCAGCCAGAGCAAGACCAAGCGCCCAAGCACCAAGGAUCUGAUCCCGGAGUCCUCUGUGGAUCAGCAAACCUUCUGUUGCUGCCUUUACAUGGUUAGACCCAGCACUGUUGCUGACCACCACCAGCUUACUGUGAACUCUGUGUCUGGGGUUUGCGCUAGCUGAAUUCAAGUUGCAACAGCGCUAAGGUCUGAGCUGCCGUCCACUUUCCUGUAAUGUAGUGUCCUAGAGGUGGGAGUCUCAGGUUUGGUACUGAGGAAAAAAGAAAACUAACGUUAAAGGAACAGUGACAUGUAAAAUAUAUAGUGAUAUUGUGUUUUUAGUUGGCAGAGACGGACCUACAUUUAACAACUCAUUCAGCCAGAACAAAUUUUGGACUGCUGUCUCAUCCACCUGACUCCACGCCAUCAGCAAAUCCUCUGUUGCUGCAGUUACACGGGUUAGACCCCGUGCUGCUGCUGGCCACAAUCCCGCUGUGAACCCGGAGGGUGGGGUUGUACUAGCUGAAUUCAAAUUGGUACAGCACUAAGGUCCCAGCUGCCAUCCACUUUCCUCCAUGGGAGGUAGUGUCCUAGAGGUGAGGAGUGAGGUGAAGGGUCUGCAGACUGUGCUAGCUUACUAAUUCUUGUCUUAUUUGUGGUUUGAUUCAUUUAAUUCAGCGCCCCAUAUCAAAAUUUUAGCACCACCCACUGCUGAAAAGAAAUCCUGAUGUUAGAGGAAAACACUGAAAUAUGAAAUAUCCAAAGGGCUGUUGGAAUGUACUGUUCAUUUAUUCAGAACACCACACGCUCGGAGCAGCAGAGCACCGAGUGAAGUGAAUGUGAUUAACUUAACACUCAUUAAUUCAUGUAG
Epinephelus moara (kelp grouper) is the source of this 3468-nucleotide messenger RNA. RefSeq names its product trafficking protein particle complex subunit 14-like. The coding region runs from base 41 to 1882 and encodes 613 amino acids. The record is from RefSeq and is a predicted model, not a curated record. NCBI's taxonomy places the organism in Eukaryota, Metazoa, Chordata, Actinopteri, Perciformes, Serranidae. The transcript has 13 exons. Gene Ontology annotation, cellular component: TRAPPII protein complex. Gene Ontology annotation, biological process: cilium assembly. Gene Ontology annotation, molecular function: alpha-tubulin binding.